AUUCCUUUUUUGUCCUUCCUCGCUUUGGCUUUAUCGUUUCAAAGAACAACCCUCAGAAGACACAAAAUUUAAUCUAAUUAUGUAAAUAAACUGAGAACCUUAGAAAGCUUGAUUGCUGGAUUGGUGGCUGGAUUCUCACUUUCGUUUCUGCUUCCAAUUGAAGAAACAUCGAUCAGGUUCAGGUCUUCAUUUGUUAGAAAGAAAGUGACAAAUUCAUAGAAGCAGCAAUGCAAAUGAAUGAGUGUUGUGAUCGAAUUAGUGAUUUACCAGACUCUGUUAUUCAUCACAUCCUUUCCUUCCUUCCAAUUAAAGAUGUCAUAAGAACCAGUUUUUUAUCAAGUAGGUGGAGAUAUCUGUGGGCUUCUGUUCCCAGUUUAUAUUUCGAUGGCUUUGUAUUUUCUCCGAAGACCAAAUUUGUUAAAUUUGUGGACUCAGUGCUGCUUCGCCGAAAUGGUUCGGGGAUACAGAAAUUUUGCCUCAGAUUCAGCGAUUACUACUGUGAAACUUCCCAUGCCUGUUCAUGGAUAUCUACUGCAGUGAGCCACAAUGUUCAGGAGCUUAGCGUCUACUAUUAUCCGAGGGAGCAUUUUGCCCUUCCCAUUUGCCUUUUUGAGCUUCCAAUGUGCCUGUUUAGGUGCAAAUCCUUGAGGGUUUUGAAACUGAACUUGUAUGAGUCUAUCCUCAACCUUCCUCCUUCCAUACAUUUACCUUUCCUCAAUACCCUGCAUCUUAUUUCUGUUACAUUUUCAGACAACAAUCUAACCCGGAAACUCUUCUCUAACUGUCCGGCGCUUAAGGAAGUUAUUCUUGAAGACUGUACAGUUCGGGAUCUCUCAGUUCUUCACAUUUCAUCUCUAUCCAUUGAGAGAUUGACAAUAGAUGGUCUUCCAAGGGAUGUGGUUUUGUAUAGUGGCUCAUUUGACCAUGAAAUUAAGAUUUCUGCACCAAGGCUAUUGUCAAUAAAAUACAUAAACUAUAAAGGGCAAAACAUUUGUUUAGAGAAGGCACCAUCGCUAGUUGAUGCAGCUAUCUACUUGAAUACUGAGUGGAAUGAAAGCAAUCAAAUAUGUUGCCGUCGUAUGAUUAAUUUUCUCAGAGAUCUUUCUAAUACAAAAAUUCUAAUGGUAUCUUCACAGAGAGCUCAGCUUCUCUCUGUGGCUUCCAAUAUGUUAGGAUCAUUCCCUAAAUUCUUCCAUCUAAACCAUUUGAAGUUGGCUGUUGCUGUUACAAGUAACAAUAUCCGACUAAUAACUUGUUUUCUCAACAGUGCACCAGAUCUAGAGUUCCUUACCAUAGACAUUUUUCGUCUGCGCUGGUCCAACAGGGAAGAGGAUUCUGAACCACAAAAUGUACCUUUGGCACGUGUUAUUGAUCACCUCAAGGAUAUCAAGAUAACAGGCUUUGGGGGAAAUAAGGAUGAACUUGUGCUUGUUAAGUUUUUGCUUGAGAAUGCAACAGUCCUAGAGAGGAUGACUAUAGUGCCCUCCAAGCUGUUAUUUAAUGACUCUGAGCUGAGAAUGAAGAUAAGCCAGGAGAUACAGAUGUAUCCAAGUGCCUCUAGUAAUGUUGUUAUGUUCUCUUAGAAAUUUUGGUACAUACUGUAGAACUUUUUAUUGAACUUAUGAUAGGAAAUAUUCUUUUAUAAUGCUUGGAAUAUUGAAUUUGUCUUAUGAUGCUUUCAUGUAAAAAGGGCUCUUCAUUUAGAUUCAAGUUUA
Telopea speciosissima is the source of this 1715-nucleotide messenger RNA. RefSeq names its product F-box/LRR-repeat protein At3g26922-like. Lineage: Eukaryota; Viridiplantae; Streptophyta; Magnoliopsida; Proteales; Proteaceae. The record is from RefSeq and is a predicted model, not a curated record. The transcript has 4 exons. The coding region runs from base 228 to 1583 and encodes 451 amino acids. Gene Ontology annotation, molecular function: protein binding.